GGUGAAAACUAAUGGAUGAAAAUUUUGUCAUGCACUGAAAGAAAAGCAUUGUCUGUGAAGUUCUAUUUUUAAAAAUGUCUGCUUGUAACACCUUUACUGAACACGUUUGGAAACCUGGUGAAUGCAAGAAUUGCUUUCAGCCUAAAAGCUUGCAUCAGCUCCCCCCAGACCCCGAGAAGGCACCCAUCACCCAUGGCAAUGUGAAAACUAACGCCAAUCACAGUAACAACCACCGCAUCAGGAACACUGGAAACAUCCGGCCUCCUGUGGCUAAAAAACCCACUAUAGCUGUGAAACCCACUAUGAUGGUGGCAGAUGGACAGAGUGUAUGUGGUGAGCUUAGCAUCCAAGAACACUGUGAGAACAAACCUGUCAUCAUAGGGUGGAACCGAAACAGAACUGCUUUGAGUCAGAAACCACUCAACAAUAAUAAUGAAGAUGAUGUUGAAGGAUUUAGCCAUGUUCCUAAGCCUUAUGGCAAUAAUGAUAGUGCAAAGAAGAUAUCAAAUAACAAUAAUGGACUAACUGAAGUGUUAAAGGAGAUAGCAGGUUUGGAUACCACCCCUCAGAUAAGAGGAAAUGAAACAAACUCCAGAGAAACAUUCUUAGGAAGAAUAAAUGAUUGCUAUAAACGAUCGCUGGAAAGAAAGCUUCCACCAAGUUGCAUGCUAGGUGGCAUGAAGGAUACUCAGGGCAAGCAUGUUAUUCUGAGUGGGAGCACAGAAGUGAUCAGUAAUGAAGGGGGCCGGUUCUGUUACCCAGAGUUUUCUAGUGGCGAGGAGAGUGAGGAAGAUGUGCUUUUCAGUAACAUGGAGGAGGAGCAUGAGAGCUGGGAUGAGAGUGAUGAAGAGCUAUUGGCCAUGGAGAUUCGCAUGAGAGGGCAACCUCGCUUUGCCAACUUUAGGGCAAACACUUUGUCUCCUGUUCGAUUCUUUGUGGACAAAAAAUGGAAUACUGUCCCCCUGCGAAAUAAGUCUCUGCAGAGAAUCUGCGCUGUAGACUAUGAUGAUAGCUAUGACGAAAUACUGAAUGGUUAUGAGGAAAAUUCUGUGGUCUCUUAUGGACAAGGAAGCAUUCAGAGCAUGGUGUCAUCUGACUCCACAUCACCAGACUCUUCUCUAACAGAAGAAUCACGUUCCGAGACGGCUAGUAGUUUAUCCCAGAAGAUUUGUAAUGGGGGGAUAUCUCCUAGCACCCCAGGAGAUUCUAAGGACGUGAAGGAAGUUGAGCCCAAUUAUGAAAGCCUCUCUGGUAAUCAGGAGAAGGACGCAUCACAAGCUUCCAAAAGCUCAAUAAAAGUUCCAGAGACACACAAAGCAGUCCUUGCUCUCCGACUAGAAGAGAAAGAUGGCAAGAUUGCUGUACAAACUGAGAAGCAAGAAAGUAAAACCUCUACAGACAUUGCUGGGCAAGCAGUAACCAUAAACCUCGUCCCUGUGGAAGAACAAGCGAAGCCCUACCGAGUUGUCAGUCUGGAGCAGCCGCUGUGCAAGCCCUACACCGUCGUGGAUGUGUCAGCGGCCAUGGCCAGCGAGCACCUCGAGGGCCCUGUCACCAGCCCCAAGACGAAAAGCUCAUCUUCUACUCCAGACUCUCCAGUGACAGCACCUGCACUGACACCGGGACAAGCAAGUGCCCAUUUCCAAACAUCCAGUGCGGUCCGAUACCAGGAAGUGUGGACUUCCAGCACCAGUCCACGACAAAAGAUACCCAAAGUAGAAUUAAUUACUGCUAGAACUGGACCAAAUGUCCCUCCAAGGAAAAACUGCCACAAAUCAGCACCCACUUCACCCACAGCUACAAACACUUCCUCCAAAACCAUCCCCGUUAAGUCACCUAAUUUGUCUGAAAUAAAAUUUAAUAGUUACAACAAUGCUGGGAUGCCACCUUUUCCAAUUAUCAUUCAUGACGAGCCAACUUAUGCUCGAAGUUCCAAAAAUGCUAUCAAAGUUCCCAUUGUUAUCAAUCCAAAUGCAUAUGACAAUCUAGCCAUCUACAAAAGUUUUCUGGGAACAAGUGGAGAACUCUCAGUGAAGGAAAAAACCACAAGUGUAAUAAGCCAUACUUAUGAAGAAAUAGAAACUGAAAGCAAAGUGUCUGAUAACACCACUAACAAACCCACUGAAUGUCCCCAACCUAAAGGGGCUUCAAACAGCACAGAGCGUAAAAGGGGCUCAGUGGCUCAGAAGGUUCAGGAGUUUAACAACUGUCUCAACAGAGGUCAGUCUUCACCACAGAGAAGCUAUAGUUCCAGCCACAGCUCCCCAGCAAAGAUGCAGAGAACCACUCAGGAGCCUGUGGCCAAAGCAGAAGGCAUUCGGGAGUCUCAGAUGGCGGGCAGUGGUGGCAGCAGCGGCAGCACCAGGGAGAAAGCGAGCACAGUGCUUUCUCAGAUUGUGGCUUCCAUCCAGCCCCCACAGUCUCCUCCAGAAACCCCCCAGUCUGGCCCUAAACUUUGCAAUGUGGAAGAGCUCUAUGCCAUUCCUCCAGAUGCCAGCGAUGCUAAAGGUACACUGAAGAGUACACCGGCCCGGCCCAAAUCUCUCUUUACGUCUCAGUCUAGUGGUGAAGCUGAAGCACCUCAGACCACAGAAAGUCCUACCACCAAAGUACAGAAAGACCCAUUCACAAAGCCAGUCCCCUCCCCUCCCUCCAAACUAGUGACUAACCUCCAAAGUGAGCCACCACCUCCUUUUCCCCCGCCACGCUCUACUUCCUCUCCUUACCAUGCAAGUAACCUUUUGCAGAGGCAUUUCACCAACUGGACCAAGCCAACCAGCCCUGCCAGAUCCACAGAAGCCGAAGCAGUUUUGCAUUCUGAAGGCAGCAGGCGGGCAACCGACGCAAAGCCUAAGCGCUGGAUAUCAUUUAAAAGCUUCUUCCGCCGUCGGAAAACAGAUGAAGAGGAUGACAAAGAAAAAGAGCGAGAGAAAGGGAAACUGGUGGGCCUGGAUGGCACGGUCAUCCACAUGCUGCCUCCUCCUCCAGUUCAGCGGCAGCACUGGUUCACAGAGGCGAAAGGAGAGUCCAGUGAGAAACCAGCCAUUGUCUUCAUGUACAGGUGUGACCCCGCCCACGGCCAGCUCAGUGUGGAUCAGAGCAAGGCUGGGCAAGCCAGACAGCAGUCACGGAGAAGGGUAGGACAGAGGAUGCAUUACUGCAGGACUCAGAGGAGAAGAAGAAAAGGAAUCACUCUUCUCCAUCACAGAUUCCUAAAAAAACUCUCAGGUAUGUAA
Messenger RNA from Propithecus coquereli (Coquerel's sifaka), 3236 nucleotides. RefSeq names its product pseudopodium-enriched atypical kinase 1-like. NCBI's taxonomy places the organism in Eukaryota, Metazoa, Chordata, Mammalia, Primates, Indriidae. The record is from RefSeq and is a predicted model, not a curated record. Gene Ontology annotation, biological process: protein phosphorylation. Gene Ontology annotation, cellular component: actin cytoskeleton; focal adhesion. Gene Ontology annotation, molecular function: protein kinase activity.